Staurois parvus is the source of this 294-nucleotide messenger RNA. The record is from the annotation of a GenBank genome assembly. NCBI's taxonomy places the organism in Eukaryota, Metazoa, Chordata, Amphibia, Anura, Ranidae.
AUGUAUGUGAAAUGCUUUGAUACAGAAAUGUUUUACUAUGUGAUUUUAGUGAAUGUCAUUUUAAAAUUUCCCGCCGUUCCCUCCCCCGUACGUCCCGACAUCGCAGGGGAUGGAACCCAGAAGAUAGAUGCUGGCAUCCACUGGAUUACAUUGCCGGGACACUGCAGGAGGGACAUCGCAGGAGCGCAGGACAAGGUAAGUGAUCGAGGGAUCGCAGAGCAGCGCCGCAUGGUAAGCCCGAGUGUAGCUCAGGGUUACCACUUGUGCUACACUCGGGAAUACCUCCAGGGGGGU